ACAAAGUGACCACUCACGUAGCUACUAAAAGUACUGAUCGCAUAUGGAAAGUUUGAAAGUAUUGCCUUCUACGAUCGUGUUUCAUUAUUCGAUUAACUUUAAUAUUUCAUUGUACAGAAUUUUAACCACCACAGAAGUCCUAUUAAGGAUAAUAUAUAUAUACUAAUAUGUUGAUUAAGAAUACUAAAAACAAAGUUCUGAGAGUUCGAAAAUUAUAUUCAUAUAUCGUAACUUGUAAGCUGUCGUUAGGCUUAGCGAAUACCUCAUUGGAAAUAUUUAUAUGAAAAUUGGUUAAUCCAAUUAUAAUUUGUUGAAAGUCGUAGAGACUUCAUUUCGAUUGGAGCUCUUAAAGUUGACCAUGUAAUUAUUUUUGUAUUGAAUACGAAAACAAGGUAAUAACUUCCUUCCACAAUAAUACUGGUCGGAGGAGUGUAGUUUCAUGAAAUUUUGAUAUAACGCUAACAGUAUUACUAUAACUUGGGCAGUGAGUAUAAGUUAUAACUUAGUUAGUAUAAGUAAUACUAAUAUUAGUGAUAAUCUUGCUUAUGAACUAACUACUACUACUACUAGUAUCUCUCAUUUUGAUUUAUAAAUACUUAAGUUUAAGUGCAUUUUAAAACUGUGAAGUCGGUGAUUCAGACCGGAAACUUCAUUUAAAACUAAAGUGCAGUUAUUAACUUUAAAAUUUAAAUUGCCUAAUCUCAUCAUAGAAUUGCAUAUAAUAUCAAACAGGCAUUUAUAACUUUGUGAAGGCUUUAUCUUUAUUAAAACUAUAAAAAAAUAUGGGCAACUGUUUGAAAUCAUUUGGAUCAGAUGAUAUAUCCUUAUUGCAAGAAAAUAAUAGCUCUAGUACAAGGGAAUCAUCUACUGAUCAACUUGAAGUUCCACCUUCAUACCAGGAAAGUAUUUUGGCUCCAGUUUAUUAUCCUACUCCGAAUGUAAGCCGCCCAGUAUCUCAACUAACAGAAGAAGAGCAAAUCAGAGUAGCUCAGCGGAUUGGGCUAAUACAACACUUACCAACUGGAUAUUAUGAUGGGAGCAAGAAAUCCAGAGAGUGUGUAAUCUGUAUGGGAGAAUUUGUCAUUGGUGAUGCCAUAAGAUAUCUACCUUGUUUACAUACCUAUCACAUGACUUGUAUUGAUGACUGGUUGAUGCGUUCAUUUACCUGCCCUUCUUGUAUGGAACCUGUGGAUGCAGCUCUGCUAACUACGUACCAACCAAGUUAAAGUGGCAUCAGCGUAGGCUGAACUAAGCUUCGAGACAAGCGGUCGGCCAGAGGACCCUUACAAAGAACUUGUAGAUUUCAUAUUUUGGAUUGAAAAGUAGUCUAUGCAUGCAAGAGUCAUUCUUUUUUCUUUGAAAUUGAUUGUAGGUAAAGAUGUGAAUUAUAAGUUGUUGAAACAUUGAUAUAUAUCUAAGAAACUAGUGCAGCAGUUUUAAUUCUCACACAGGGUUUUAAGGUUUUGUGAAAUCUGGACUAGUAUAAGCUAAAUAUUUGUUGUAUUAAUUCCAGUAUUCAGUGAACCUACGUUUAGAACCUUCUGUGUAUGAUGUUGGAUUGUUAGAUUUGUUUUGUGACAGCGAGAUGUCAAUCCUCGCUCACUUUUCAACACCUCUGAACCGAGGGGUGUUGCACUUUUCUUCUGAUCUCUUGAAUCAGUAUUGUUAAAUGUUACUCUUCAAAUAUUUUUCAAACUGAGGGGACAAUAUAAGUUACUUGGCUCAAACAUGGAAACCAAGAACCACUGUGUUAAAUAUUUGCAAGAAAUGUGCCUCUUUAGUUGGACAUAACUUUAGGGAAAAUCUGGAGUAUGGGUAUGAUAGUUUUAGGUGUUAAAGUUCCUGUCUGUAUGUUUUACUAAACAAGAAACAUGCAUGUGUUAGAAGGGAGAAGUGGAAUUUUAAAAUGUGAGAGUUGUUUUUUAAGACUUUGCAUGUAUAUGUUUAGGUUCUUGUAGUCUCCAGUAUGUUCUUUUAGGUUGUAUGUAAACUUCUUAAACGGUAUUUAAAAACUAAGAAGCUUUUUAUAGUACAGUGGCUUAAAAAGCACUGAGGCUUACUAGGCCUAAUAAAAGUGAUAUAAUCAGGAGUCGUGUUUGAUUUUUAUAACUGUUACAGUAGUUUGAUAUUUACUGAACUGGGCCAAAAUGCAGUGCCUUUAUGUGUUUUCUAAAAUUGUUAGAAAAACUGUUAGUUGAUGUGCUUUAAGUUGCCCAGACACUUGUAAGCUAUUAUUUUAAGUUGCCCAGACACUUGUAAGCUAUUAUUUUAAGUUGCCCAGACACUUGUAAGCUAUUAUUU
This is a messenger RNA of Limulus polyphemus (Atlantic horseshoe crab), 2301 nucleotides long. RefSeq names its product RING finger protein 11-like. Lineage: Eukaryota; Metazoa; Arthropoda; Merostomata; Xiphosura; Limulidae. The record is from RefSeq and is a predicted model, not a curated record. The transcript has 3 exons. Bases 783 to 1226 code for a protein of 147 amino acids.